AAGGGUCGCUGUAGAUAAUCAAUAUGGUUGGAUCAGAUGAGAACAAUCCGGGUUUGGCUAGGCCAGCAAAUUUCCAAGAUGCUCUACGGAUGGGGGGUGGGAAAUUCGUUCGAGAGAUUGGACACAAUCGAAGAGCUUUAAGCAACAUUAAUCGGGAUUUUGUGGGAGCUCCUCCGUACCCAUGUACAGCCAACAAAAGAUGCGUCUCAGAAAAACAGACCGCCUGUGAUAAGAACCCCCCUAUUCCACUUCCUAGGCCAAUGACAAGGAAAUUUGCAGCAGAAAUGGCAACCAAGCAGCAGCAGCCUCGUCUUGAGGAAGCUAGGCCAAUCCCAUCUCUUACAAAUGCAACUGCAUCAGAUGAUUUUACUGUAAUUGAUGUGGAUGAUGAUGAUUACAAGGGGACUAAUGACUUUCCUGUUCCGAUGUUUGUGAAGCACACAGAAGCUAUGUUGGAUGAGAUUUAUCAGAUGGAGGAGGUCGACAUGGAGGACAUAACAGUGAACCCGGUUACAGAUAUUGACAGCUGUGAUUCGAAGAACCCACUCGCGGUUGUUGAUUAUGUUGAAGACAUUUAUGCCCACUACAGAAAAGCUGAGAGUUCUAGCUGUGUCUCUCUGAACUAUAUGGUGCAGCAGUUUGACAUCAACGAGAAGAUGAGGGCUAUCCUCAUUGAUUGGCUUAUAGAGGUACACUACAAGUUCGAGCUCAUGGAUGAGACUUUAUUCCUCACUGUCAAUCUUAUAGACAGAUUCUUAGCACAACAAACAGUGGUGAGGAAGAAGCUUCAGUUGGUUGGAGUUACAGCCAUGCUCUUAGCAUGCAAGUAUGAAGAGGUUUCUGUUCCUGCUGUGGAGGAUUUUAUCUUAAUAUCUGACAAAGCCUACACUAGGAAAGAAGUUCUUGAAAUGGAGAAAUUGAUGGUAAACACAUUACAGUUCAAUAUGUCUGUUCCAACCCCAUAUGUGUUCAUGAGGAGAUUCCUCAAAGCAGCUCAAUCUGACAAGAAGCUCGAGCUUCUGUCCUUCUUCAUGAUUGAGCUUUGCCUGGUGGAGUGUGAAAUGCUCAGGUUCCCUCCAUCUUUGUUAGCUGCUGCUGCAAUCUACACUUCUCAAUGUACUCUUAACAGGACUAGGCAAUGGACCAAGACCAGCGAGUGGCAUACAAAUUAUACAGAAUUUCAGCUCCUGGAGUGCUCAAAGUUGAUGGUUGCUUUCCAUCAGAAAGCUGGAACAGGGAAGCUUACUGGGGUGUACAGGAAGUACAGUAUAUUUAAGUUUGGUUAUGCAGCAAAAUCCGAGCCAGCUAUUUUUCUUUUGGACAACACACUCUAACCGGGUUG
This is a messenger RNA of Telopea speciosissima, 1342 nucleotides long. Its product is annotated as G2/mitotic-specific cyclin-2-like. Gene Ontology annotation, biological process: mitotic cell cycle phase transition; regulation of cyclin-dependent protein serine/threonine kinase activity. Gene Ontology annotation, cellular component: centrosome; cytoplasm; cyclin-dependent protein kinase holoenzyme complex. The coding region runs from base 24 to 1334 and encodes 436 amino acids. The transcript has 12 exons. Gene Ontology annotation, molecular function: cyclin-dependent protein serine/threonine kinase regulator activity. The record is from RefSeq and is a predicted model, not a curated record. NCBI's taxonomy places the organism in Eukaryota, Viridiplantae, Streptophyta, Magnoliopsida, Proteales, Proteaceae.